AGGAAGAAUCCAGAUAUGGUAUUGGACAGGAGCAAUGUCUCAGACGUUCUGUUACAAUUCUAAGCCUUUCUGCUCCCUAGUUGCUACCAUCAGAAAUUGCUCUCAAAUAUUCCGUCUUUUCAGUUCUCCAAGAGCCUUUUUUCCACAUCAAAAAGGCUAGGCUGGAGGCUGCUUACCUAUAUAUAUAAUCUUAUUCCAUUCUUCCUCGUCUCACGAUUCUUGGUAGUAUUUAUCAUUCACAGUGGGUGAAUUAUCUUGGUCCCUCAACUAUAUUGGCUUGCUAAAAUGAAUUCGCAUGUUUUGUCUAAGCAGGCUAAGGAGGGCUGGGAUCAUAUCAAAUCUCUCUACCAAAUAAACGAUCAGGCCAUUAACUCGCUCAUGGAUAUGAUGGGACUCGGGGAGGUAAAGACUCGCCUCGUUAAAAUUGCUUUUAGAGUUAUCUCUACAAAGUCCCAUACAUUUCAACCGUUACCUAGAGAUUUGAGUCUCUUCUUUGUAGGAAAUCCAGGCACGGGAAAGUCCUCCGUCGCUGAGCAUUAUAUCCGAUUCCUCCAAAACCACAUGUACGUAAAUUGCCCAGUCGCACGAUUCGGGAGGGAUGAAUGUACCCUGUCACACUUACCAAUUCUUACAAACAAGAAGCGCAUUGUCUUCAUCGACAACUUUGACGACAUAGAAACAAUAAGCGCUUAUCGGAUCGCUGUAGACAUACAGAGGCUUCAAGAUGAUACUGUCUUCAUUUUCAUCGCCUCAGAGAGUGUAGUUGAUACGAUGACUGCCGAACUCUCGGGGCUUGGGGUCAUUGUGCAUAUGACGAUUCAUUUCUCAGAUUUCUCAGGAGACGAGCUCCGUUGGCAUUUUGAUCAAGAAAUAACUAAAAGAUAUGGUGAACCCAAGGAACUCGAGGAUUCGCAUGUACAAAUACUUAUUCAGCGAAUGUUAAAAAUGCAGGGAACGACAGGUUUGAGCAACAUUUGGCUAGUUCGAGAAACAGUUGCUAAGAUUAUGGAUCGGCAGUCGAAGCGAAUAUAUGAAGGAUUCUUGGGUGGCAACGUUGUGUAUUAUUCCGUUUUGACUCGGGAAGAUGUGAUUGGCCCGUCACCAUCGAAAUCUUUACAAGACAUUGAAGCUUGGCAGAAACUUCAAAAGAUGGUUGGUUUAAAAUCUGUCAAGACUGCCGUCGAGUCCCUAAUUCACCAACUGCAGUGGAAUUACGAGAGAGAACUACAGGGAUUAGCACCCAACAUAACUACCACAAACCGAUUAUUCCUAGGCAAUCCAGGGACGGGAAAGACAACUGUUGCUAAGCUUUAUGCUCAGAUAUUGGCCGAUGCAGGCCUCCUCAGUAGCUCGGAAGUUAUGGUCAAAACGCCAGCUGAUUUUAUCGGUCGAUAUAUCGGCCACUCGGAAGCGAAUACAAAAAAAAUACUCAAGGCAGCCAUGGGAAAGGUCCUAGUCAUUGACGAAGCUUACAUGCUAGGAAAUAGUGGAGAUCAUGACAAGCCUGAUAUAUUUCGGACUGCCGUGAUCGAUACUCUUGUUGGGGAAAUACAGGACAGUGAUAACCAAGAUCGGUGCAUUCUUUUACUUGGGUACCGCCGUCGGAUGGAAAAUAUGUUUAGGAACACAAACCCGGGACUACCUCGCAGAUUCCCUAUCUCGUCGGCGUUUGAAUUUGAAGACUACACCAACGAAGAACUUCAUGAGAUCCUUGAACUAAAACUAGCUGAACUACGCUUGGAGGCUACUGAUGAGGCUAAGAAAGUAGCAAUGGAGAUACUUGAACGUGCACGGAACUCCACCAUGUUUGGGAACGCGGGGGAGGUUGAUAAUCUCUUGUCGAGAGCAAAGGAACGGCAGCUCGGAAGACUUCGGAAUGACACAAACUUGGAUAUCAAGUCUAUGUCAACUCUUGAGGCGCAGGACAUGGAUGCGGACUUCAACCGUGCCCAUGAGAGUACGAAUAAUGUUAAGGAAUCUUUCGAAGGCAUGGUGGGCCUUGAGGCUCUGGUGGAAAAGCUCGAGGGCUGGCAGAUCCUUGUUCAAAAUGCGCGGGCUACAGAACUUGAUCCAAGGGAUCUCAUACCUUUUAACUUCCUCUUCCGCGGUCCCCCGGGCACUGGCAAAACAACCACUGCAAGGAAAAUGGGCGGGAUAUUUUACGACUUGGGUUUCCUUGCUACGAUGGAAAUUGUCGAAUGUUCGGCAUCGGAUUUAAUUGGACAGUACGCUGGUCAGACAGGUCCAAAGACACGAAAGGUUUUCGAAAAAGCACUCGGAAAGGUCCUAUUCAUCGACGAAGCAUAUCGACUUGCAUCGGAUAGCGGACACAAUUCAUUCGCCUCGGAAGCGGUCGGGGAGAUGGUCGAUAUCCUAACCCAAGACCGGUUUCGCAAUAAACUUGUUGUCAUACUAGCAGGAUACGAGAAGGAUAUCGAUAAAUUACUAGCCACGAAUCCCGGUCUAAGCAGUCGAUUUCCCGAGACGGUGGAUUUCCAGAACUUAACCCCCGCUGAAUGCGGUCGCCUGCUUUUCCAAUCUGUCAAAAAGAAUAACAAAUUGAAUAUCACGUUCCCACAACAAUAUGUUCCUCAUGCUAGGAACAUCUUUGCUGAAUUGGCUUCGCUACCGUACUGGGGGAAUGCGCGGGAUGUACAGACCCUGGCGAAGAGAAUCAUAAAUAAGGUGCUGCUGAUGGGAAGUCGGACGUCGCGUCGCCAUGGCAAGCUAAUUCUUGGUGAAUUGAAGGCGUUACUUGAUGAGCGGCAGGAACGGGCUAGGAAUAUGACGGAAUAAGGAGUUCAGGGUGCCUCGUCAUUGAUUCUGGGGCCAAUGCAAUCGGGCGGAUGAUAUGGAAUACAUGAUGUUUUGCAUUGGGUAUCGAUGGGACGGUAGUUUAGAAAUUUUAAUCCGGAUAGGAGUACCAAGACUCACGAUUUAAGUCAUCGAAACGCCUGUUAAAAUAAAGUAGGUAACUCAAUUACAUUUUAAGUGAUGGAUAUGCC
Hypoxylon trugodes is the source of this 3005-nucleotide messenger RNA. Its product is annotated as ATPases of the AAA+ class. Gene Ontology annotation, molecular function: ATP hydrolysis activity; ATP binding. Bases 286 to 2796 code for a protein of 836 amino acids. The transcript has a single exon. The record is from RefSeq and is a predicted model, not a curated record. NCBI's taxonomy places the organism in Eukaryota, Fungi, Ascomycota, Sordariomycetes, Xylariales, Hypoxylaceae.